AUGCUGGAGGGUCAUGCCACACAGAACCGGCAAGAAAGCUGUGACAGAUACUGUCGGCAAGUCAUUUGCAAUCUGAGCGAUCAAGGAACUGAGAUGAAGCUUGCAGAUCUUCACAAAGUGAACAUGGACAGCCUUUCCAAGGAUGUCCAGACUGACCUGUCCUACCCAAACUUGACCGGUGGCAUGGGUGGAGCUGCAUCACAGUCCAAUGCAAUGGCACAUAACUUGAUGCAGUUUGUACCAAUGCCUCUGGAUGAUGACACCACAACUUCUAUCAUGAGACCAUUGGCAGCGGCCGGUGCUGAAGCUGAAGUCGGAGUACUGGGAGGGAACAUUGCAGCCGGGAGAGAAGUUCCACAAGACAGCCAUUCCACCGUCUCCGAUCCACAAUACUUGUUUCCAAAUUCCUUUAAGGUAACUGGAAUAAAGCACGUUUGCGACAAUUUGGUGGGUGCAAUUUUGGACAGCCUGCCACAGUGGAAACCUCUACAACCGCGACUCCAGGCGCUUGACAAACUGCUUGCCACUGUGACGUGGCGAGAACGCUAUGUGGCAACUUGUUUAGGGCAAGAUCCUGACCGGCUCCUUGUAGAGAACUGGGCCGGCGAUCGGUUGAGAAGCCUCCGGUGGCAAGUGGUGACUAACUUCUGCAAAGAUGUUGCCCGACAAGAAUCACAAGACAACAUGAACGUGGUCAACAUGUGCAAUUGCUGUUCAUGCGCUUGA
This is a messenger RNA of Cladocopium goreaui, 726 nucleotides long. NCBI's taxonomy places the organism in Eukaryota, Dinophyceae, Suessiales, Symbiodiniaceae. The record is from the annotation of a GenBank genome assembly.